AAAUAUUCAAAUCUGAUCCGUCAGUAAAUCAAGAAUGUGGAGAAUUCGGAAAACGAUCCUGUCUUCCUUAACUAGAAAACUAUAAAUUCUUUUUUUAUGAUUUGACUCUACCAAACCUGUUGAUUUGUGUUGCAAGAGCUCAAGGUUCGAAACGCAGUGUUCUCCUCAAUUGAAAAUUCUGUGCAGCCGUCUUUUCAUGUAAUCAUGGAGGAAUUGGUGAAUGCCUGGUUAUCUCAAAAUAAUCACGAUUUUCUAAUGGUUAGUGAGUUUUCUCACGAUUGCCUGCAAAUGCACAUCCACGGCAAGCCCGUGCAACUCAUAGUACCUUCUGCAUUUCACUCCCAAACUACAAAAAAUAAUAACUCAGACGAAGUUUUCAUGGUGUUCCGUGUAGAUGAUGAAUCAGACCACGAGUUCGAUUCUGCUCUGAUUCUAUUAAACGAAAAGCUCGAGCGCGUCAAGAUUUCCCCCAAUUGUCUCACCACUGUUCUCGACCGCAUUGCCAGCUCUUUCAUCAAUUUCAAAUCCUGCAAGAAAAAGGCUAAAAUUUCUCAAAAUAGUGAUUUUUUCGUUGGAGUUUCGGACGACAAACAGUUAAUUGAAAGCGGGAUUAUUUACAAGCUUGCAAGGGAAGCUCAAACGAUUUGUGAAGUAGCUCGAAAUAAUGCUGGCUUGGAUUAUUUGAAUUUGGAGGGAAAGCCGAAAUCUGGAGAUCAAGUUCUUUUCUGGUGUGAUGUUAGUGCAGACCCAGCUUCUUGCACUGUUCAGCUGGAAAUGGAGCUCGUUGGAAUAAUAGGGUACUUCCACUGGGCCGAAGCCCUAGGGUUUAGCUGUGAAAAUCCUCUGAAAAUUAACCUUUUUUUUGGUAAAGAGUUUUGGAAUAAGGAUAAAAUAUCGCCUGAAGUUUUCAGGGUGAGUUGUUCAAGCCAAAACCAGAAAAUAGUUGGAGCAUGUGACGACCGAAAGUUGAAGGAAGACAAUAAUAGUAUGGAGAAUUUAUAUGGGCCCGAGGUGUUGGUGCCUGAAUUGAUAAUGCUUUUCUUUGCAACUGGAGAUAAUGUUGGGAAGUUGACUGUAAAGGAUUCUGUGAAUCAGUUUGUUCAGCUUUUGAUAUUCGUAGGAAUGCGCCUUAGCUUGCUGCCAAGCUGGUGCGUUAUUUGCAAGAAAGAGUUGCCAUUUUUUCCUUCUCGGUUGUGCACUUGUAAUGGUCUUUCUUGUCUAUAUCAAUUUCAAGAGUUGGGUCUUGGAAAAACAGUGCUACAAGAAGUUCAGAAUUCAUCCGAGCUGGUUGAUUUUGAGAUAUCCCUUGUUCUGGCUGCAUCAAAAUCCACUGCAGAUGUGUUUGAACCUUUACAAGCCUUUUUUCCCGAGAAUGAGGGAAUGUUUGGCAAACCUCAGAUCUCUAGAGAUGCUUCUGGCAAUAAAGAGCAAGGUAAUUCUGGAAAUUCGCAGAAUGAACAUAUUUUACAAAGUGGGUUGGAAUAUCUGAUCGAUAAUGAUGGUAAGAAGAAAGUGUUGACUAGAAACGAGAAGAUCAAAUUUCUGCAGAAUAUUGUAAAAACAUUUCCUCCCACUGCAGAGAUGAAAAAAUGUGCUGAUGAAUGCAAACUAAGGUUGAAGUUGGAAGAUUCUUGGUUACAAGUUCUUGGUAAAGACAACCAUAAUGGUGAUCAGCAGCUCUUGAAGAAAGAUUUUGUAGAAAGGAUAUCCUUUCCAUACGAUAUCCUAAGAUUUAUAUUAUAUACUAGUAGAGUUAAGCUGCAUCUGCUUGAACGUGAUGCCAUGCUUCCAAUUCCUAAUUCACUAUUCCAGUUAGCAGUUCUACAUGAUUCCGUGGAAGAAGGUGACAUAUUUCACAAUUGCCAUGGUCCAGAAAGUCGAUCAUUCUUUGCAUUUCAUGGAAGUUCUGUAGAGAAUUUAUAUACAGUUCUGAGGUUGCACAGUCAGAUUCAAAUAUGCAAAUUACUAGAAGAAAUUUUAAUUUGUGUCAGGAAUGAUGGGAGAUAUUUGGGCAGAACAACACAUAUGCCAUCUAUCAAUUUAUCUUGCCAGUUGUCUGCUGCACUUGGCUAUUCAACCAAAGGAGACAUUGAUUGGGAGAAUGGAGCAUUGACAAAUGGAUUUUGUCUUGCUGCUAUCUGUGAAGUGAUCUCCAGACCAGAAAGCUUUGUGGAUAGCACAAGAAAGAUGGUUUCUCUGGAGGAUGAAGAUGUUUCAUUGCGCUAUGUAAUUAUUUUCAAGGAUCCAAAUGGACACAAUAACACACAUCUUGUAGACGGACACAUUCUGUCAGGAAAAGUUGAUUUGCAUAUACAUUAUAAGCAUGUGAGAGAGGAUUACAAAAGGAAGGAGUUAAGUCAAUGUUUGAUUUAUAAACAGCACCGCAAAGCUGUUUUUGACAGGAGAGUAGUAAACACCAAUUGUGGUAGUUGCAAUGAAGCAGUCAGUGGCAGUACUUCAACAAAUCCUGGGCCUUCUGUUCAUGACCUAGAAAGGGACAGCAUUUUGAAGACGAAUUCCUCCAUGAAGACUAUAAUGAAAGAAUACCAUAAUCUAGCAAAGGUAUUAGAGCAUGGACAAACAAACACAACAGGUUUGGCUGGAGUAGUACUCAAACUUCCAGAUGAAAAUGAUAUUUGCAGGUGGCAUGUUUCAUUGAGUCAGAAUUUGUUCAAGGACCAUCCUAUAUACAAGGACCUUGUUGAGUAUGCAAGGAAAAAGAAUGCAAGCCAAGCAUGUAUUUUGUUGGAGAUUACCUUCCCUGCUGAUUAUCCUUUUGCUCCUCCAUUUGUCCGGAUCAUUCGACCAAGGUUUAGCCGCUAUACCGGUCACAUUACAGUUGGUGGUUCUAUCUGUAUGGAGUUGCUGACUAGAAGUGGCUGGAGCCCUGCUUGUUCGAUUGAAAGUCUUCUUGUGCAAGUACAAAAUGCAAUUAUUGAGGGUGGAGGGCGGUUGGACAGAAAUGCACUUGUAUCAGACAUUGAAUAUGGUGAAACAGAAGCCCAUGAAGCUUUUGAUCGUGCAGCUCUUGAUCAUGGAUGGAUAUAAUUAUAAGGACCUUACCAUGGCUUUAUAUGUGCAUUAGAAACAAAUUCUUUGUUGAACUAUAAGAGCUACCAUGGAUGGUGAUAUAGAAAGACUAAAAUUUUCAUAACAUGUAUAAAUCACGGUUCCAUUUCAAAUUUGCAUGGCAGAGUUAGGUUCCUAUUGGGACCUACUUGGACUUAUCUCAGCACACCUACUGUUAUGGGUAUAUAACCUUCACCAACCAGUCCUUUUAGAUGCUUAACCCAAAGUACUAAUGCAUUAUUAAUGCACGAGGGGUGCAUUGUCAUGCAUAGGAUAAUCAUGGGGACAUGUUUGAAAAUAUUUAUAUGCUUUUUGUAUAGGAUCAGAGUAGAUAUAAGAAUGGAAAAGGAUGGUGAAGCUCCUUAUAUUCCUAGAUCUAUAUAUGUUGGGAGUUUCAUCAACCCCAAAAAAUGUACGAUGUCUUUUGAGUCUUUUUGAAAGGUCAGAACUGCUCUUUUUUGGCAUGGAUUCACGACACACUUACCUAUUUUGAUUCUAUGUGGCAUGUUCAUGUGAAUUUAAACUAUUAUGGGUUCUAAUCAAUACGGUACCUCCAUUCUGAAGGUGAAUAUUAAUUCUGCACUAUAUUAAUGA
Molecule: messenger RNA, 3663 nt
Organism: Cryptomeria japonica (Japanese cedar)
Lineage: Eukaryota; Viridiplantae; Streptophyta; Pinopsida; Cupressales; Cupressaceae
Exons: 3
Coding region: 205-3048 (947 amino acids)
Source: RefSeq, a predicted model, not a curated record